Kickxella alabastrina is the source of this 630-nucleotide messenger RNA. RefSeq lists its product as uncharacterized. NCBI's taxonomy places the organism in Eukaryota, Fungi, Kickxellomycota, Kickxellomycetes, Kickxellales, Kickxellaceae. The transcript is spliced from 3 exons. Bases 70 to 570 code for a protein of 166 amino acids. The record is from RefSeq and is a predicted model, not a curated record.
UUUUCUCUCCGCUGUUUUUCAUACUCUAUUUUUUAUCUUAAUCGCUGAAUCGCCACUUUAUUCCUGAAAAUGGGCGCCAGCAAUUCGAAGGAGGAGCCCGUCUACGUCUACAGCAACAGCGUACCAAUUGGCUUCACGCCGCAGCUCAAAGAGAAGCUCGUGAAAGACGCCACAGAAAAACAGAACCAGGCCCAGAACCGGACCCAGACCCAGACCAACCCAGACCCAGCAAAAUUUGACAGCACCGAUCUCCAGGACAAGGUCGAGGGCCUCGUCGCCAAGGAGCUUGCGCGCAUCCUCGAGAAGAACCAGCUCGACGAUCUGCAGGCGCGCGACCGCAACGCAUCGACCACCGAGCUGCUCAGUGACAUCCGCGACGUCGCGCGCCAGAUCGCCGCCUCGACAUCCACUCGCUCCCCGACCUACGAGGAGUCACUGCGCGCCCGCGACCGCGUCGCCGCCUGCCUGGCUGACAACGCCGGCCGGCCGCUUGACUGCUGGAGCCAUGUCGCCGAGUUCAAGGCCCUGGCCAAGACGCUGGAGGCCGAGUUUGCUGCGGGCGCCAAGUAAGACCAACCAAAAAAGUAUAGGUAGAUAGAUAGACAGACAGGCAGCGUGGGCGAGUUUGGU